Molecule: messenger RNA, 1474 nt
Organism: Lingula anatina
Lineage: Eukaryota; Metazoa; Brachiopoda; Lingulata; Lingulida; Lingulidae
Product: leucine-rich repeat-containing protein 61
Biological process (GO): outer dynein arm assembly
Cellular component (GO): cytoplasm
Molecular function (GO): alpha-tubulin binding; dynein heavy chain binding
Source: RefSeq, a predicted model, not a curated record
UAUCUCUUAGAGUCAGGGAUAAUGGGGGAAUCUGGUGUCUUUUGCAAUAAUCAAUUAUUUUGAAAAUGGGACCAGAUACUAAAAUUGUCUUAGACUUAGUGUACAUUGUAUCUUGAAUAUCUACACGUUAGCUCUCCUUUUUAUUGGUAUCGUAAGCUCUAGAACACAAAAAGUAAAAAAGGAUUGAUACAAAUGAAUUGUUAUAUGCGAUGAACAUGGAAGAGAGCAAGGCCCUACAACACCACUGUCAUUACCAGACAGAUGAUGAAGAGCCAAAGCAGAGAAUUUGAUUUAGAAAGUAUUCAUUCAUUGUCUUUGAGAAGUCAAAAUAUUAGUGGUCUCGGCUGUCUGGGAGAGUGUGUUGGAUUGGAAAGACUGGACCUGUCCUUCAACGAUGUAACAAAGCUGUUUUCAUUAGCAGGACUUACCAACCUAGUAUAUCUCAACCUAGCAGCAAAUAGGAUAUCUUCGCUAGAUGGUUUACAGUCGCUGGACAACUUGCAGAAACUUAACUUGGCAGGAAAUUUGAUAGGGAGUUUAGAUACUCUUCGCUGCCUGAGCUGCCUAGAGAAGUUGAGAGAUCUGAGGCUCCAGGAUACAACCAGUGGUCUAAGCAACCCUAUAUGUAUGAAUGUCACCUAUAAAUCUGAUGUUACAACCAUGCUGCCUAUACUUGUGAUUCUAGACGGUGAAAGGUUGAAGGGCAGAGGAAGUGAUCUAUUCAAACUCUACGAGCAAUUAGAUGAAGAACUUAAAGAAUCUAACGAGACUCCUAGAGGAGCGGAAGACUUGGGUGGGGCUGGUUCCUGGGUUCCAUCAGAUUUUUGGGACAAAAGGAACACAUCACCACAAAAGGCAGUCUUACUGGAUGCAGAGCAGCAGCUCAGAGAGUUGCUGAAAAAUUGUGAAGAUUUGUCCAAAUCAGCUGCUGGCAAAAUACAAGAAUGGGAAGAAAAUAGGUGAUGAAGAUGAAAGUGGAACCAGAAGUACUUGGAUGAAAGUAUUUCUUCCAAAGUUAAAUUUAUCAUUUAGCAAAACUUCAACUACAAAGAUUUGAGUGAUAUUUCUAUAUUUUCAUACAUAUAUUUUUGUUCACCAGGAAUAUAUGUAUGAAAAUUGAAAGCCAUCUAUGCCCCUCGUGGUAAAUAUGAGCCUACUGCAGGUUCAGUGAUCAGUAACCUAAGCUGAAAUCUCCUGCUUGUGGCCCUAAUGCAGCAGUUAUUGCAAGGGGAGUUUAUUUUGAUUUCCACAGCUUAGGUUUAAUGUAUGAUGAACAUUUUUCAGUUGAAGUUCUUGAAUGUUAUCCUGCAAGAAUCUGUAUAUUUUUUUCCAAUAAUGUACAUCAUGCCUUCUUAAAUAGCUCAAACUUUUAAAUGUUAAUGAUAAUAACAUCAUGGGUGAAAGUUUCCAGGUUAUGCCCGAUUUCAGGAUUUUAAUGCUUAAUUUUGAUAAUUUUCAUAGGGUCUAAAUGCAA